AUGGCGAGCCUGCCAACGAAAAAACUUUCUUCUUCUAAGUCUCGACCCAAUGAGGCUUCCAAGAACACUUCUCCUGUCAAACAGACAGCAUCUCACGAGGUGGAUCAAUUGGCUGAAGUGAGGGCUCCAGCUUUUCAGUCAAAUCAGCCUGCUUCGCGAUAUGUCCAUCCCUUGCCGCAUACACUGGAGGUGGGUGAUGAUUCCGAGCUGUGGUCGGACAAGGUGUGCCGAUACAUUGAUCUGAUGAACGUGCCUCACCCGAACGCAUUCGUCAUCGAUUCUGUUGGACGGUCCUUGGAAAUGUACACAAUUGGUCUGGAUUACGUGCAUAUGCCCUUGACCACCCUGUUGAGUACUCUAAGAGCACGUAUAGUGCCACCAAUACCUCCCAUUGAAGCGCUGAAAAGAUUCAGCGAGUGCAACCAGAGACAAGGUGAAUCUAUCAACCAGUUCACCUUACGUCUCCGCAAGCUUGCGCGUCAAGCUAUGCAGGACAAGACACAUUCAGAGGUUGAAAGCGCUAUAUAUUCCAAGUUCUUGCAGGGCGUCGACGUCCGUUACAGGAAGGACUUCAACUUGCACACUCCAGCAUCCAUGACAGAAGCGGAAGCUAGGGCACGCCUAAUGGAAAGCCUGGAAGAGCCAGGAACCAUAUGCCCACAAGUAAACGCAAUGGGAUAUCAGCACACAACAACAAAGCAUGCACUAUGA
Molecule: messenger RNA, 711 nt
Organism: Trichobilharzia regenti
Lineage: Eukaryota; Metazoa; Platyhelminthes; Trematoda; Strigeidida; Schistosomatidae
Source: the annotation of a GenBank genome assembly